Messenger RNA from Caenorhabditis sp. 36 PRJEB53466, 5549 nucleotides. Lineage: Eukaryota; Metazoa; Nematoda; Chromadorea; Rhabditida; Rhabditidae. The record is from the annotation of a GenBank genome assembly.
AUGGACGAUUUUUUCGAUAUUGUCGAAGACGAGGAGGUGCAAGAGGAGGAUCCAAUGUCGAAAGUGAGUUUUUUCUAUAAAAUAGUUGGAAAAUUCAGAUUUUCCAUGAAAAUCAAUGAAAACAUGGUAUUUUCCGAUUUCGUGAGCAGAAUUCACCGAUUUUCCCCAAGACCCCCGAAUUUUUGCAGUUGGACAACGAGAAGAAGCGUCAGGCGCGCUCGGACAUGGACAAUCUGCUGCAGGAGAUGCACAACGACCAGGGCGGCGGCGGAUUCGAGGAGCCGACAGUGAAACGGAGCCGAUUGGAUGGCGAAAAAGAGGCGAACGAGCAGGAGAUAGCCGAGCGGAUGGAGAACAUUGUCGUGCACACGAUUCGGACCGACAGUCAGAACUGCACGCACGAGGUGGCGGUCCCGCCCGCUCAGGAAUUCACGCAGUUGAGACAGAGCGAACGCGAACCCGCAAAGCUGUAUCCGUUUCAGCUCGACGCUUUCCAGGUAACGGAUUUGCGAAAAAACCUGACAUUUCUAGUGACGAUGGCAUUUUUGUACUUAAAAAUGUAAAUUUCUAGCCAAAUUUCCUUUCCUAAAAUUGAAGAAUAACGUUAAAGGUAAACAUGCCGUAAAUCUAGUAUUUCCUGGUUCAAACUCUACGCUCUUUGUUUCCAGAAACAAGCCAUUCUGUGCAUCGACAACAACCAAUCGGUGCUGGUUUCGGCGCACACUUCUGCUGGAAAGACUGUCGUUGCCACGUACGUUUCAUUUUUCAAGCAAAUCGAAAUUUUUGGUUGUUUAUUACACUAAAAGAUGAUUUUCAGAUACGCGAUCGCACAAUGCCUUCGCGACAAACAACGCGUCAUUUACACGUCGCCGAUCAAGGCGCUCUCGAAUCAAAAGUACCGGGAGCUGGAGGAGGAGUUCAAGGACGUCGGCCUGAUGACCGGUGACGUCACCCUGAAUCCGGACGCCUCCUGUCUCGUCAUGACCACCGAGAUCCUGAGGUCCAUGCUGUACAGGGGCUCCGAAAUUAUCAAGGAGGUCGGAUGGGUCGUUUAUGACGAGAUUCACUACAUGAGGGAUAAAGGUAAGCAAGUAAUUUAAAGGACGAGGGUCGAUCCAUUUUGGAUGAUCUCGGGCAUAGGAGGACCGUAGGAGGAUUAUUCGGGACCAGAUUUGCUCCUCUUCGCUUCCCUGGGAUCACUUUUGCCUACUCAUCGCGUACGUCGUCCGAUCAUCUUUGGCCGCGAUUCGGUUGCGACUUGAGACCCGCUUAUUUGAGAAUGAGAAUACCGGAAUUAGAUCAGAAACGCUAUAACAGGAGUUUGCAAAUGAACAUAAAAAUUAAGGAAGCCGCCAAAAGAUCGGCGUGAAACACAAAUUGUUUGCAACAACAAUUUUCGAUUUACAGAACGCGGAGUGGUUUGGGAAGAGACGAUUAUUCUGCUGAACAAGAAGGUGAAACAGGCGUUCCUUUCGGCCACAAUUCCGAAUGCCCGACAAUUUGCCCGUGAGUCUUUAAACGAAUUUCCGCAGUUUUUGUUUCAAAUUGGCAAAAAAAGAGCACUUGCAGAAUGGGUGGCGCACAUCAAGCAGCAUCCGGUGAACGUGGUCUACACGGACUACCGCCCGACGCCCCUUCAACACUUUAUGUACCCGGUGGGCGGCGAGGGAAUGUACGAGGUGGUGAAUGUGAAGGGCGAGUUCCGCGAGGACAAGUUCCGCGAUGCGAUGAGCGGACUCGCCACGGCCGGAGACGCCGCCGGAGGCUUUCAGAAGAGAAAGACCGGUGGUGGCACCCAGGGUGAGCCUUUUAUGGGACAAAAUUCGGAGGAAAAUGAGCGUUCUUGGCAGGGCUGGGCAAAAGGCCGGCCCAGGCUUGGACAAAUUUCCUGGACUUUUGACCCACUUGAAAUGAUCCGAUCGGGCCCAAACUUCGCAGGCUUUUUGAGCUUGGAUUGAAGUAUUUUGGGUCCAAGUUUCAGACCGAUCGGACCAUCUGAUCCCGAGAUAUGUGAAUCAGAGGCCAAAAAGACUCCCCUGAUCCACAUAUCUCGGAACCGGAUAAUCCGAUCAAUCUGAAUCUUGGACCCAAUAUACUUCAAUCCAAGUCCAAGUAGUCUGCAAAGUUUGGGCCCGAUCGGAUCAUUGCAAGUGGGGCAAAAGUCCAGGAAAUUUAACGAGCCUGGUGUAGAUAAAAACUGAAUUUUUUGUAGUUUAAAACAUUUUGUGAUUAAAAAAAACCAUGUGGAACUGUUUUUGACCUACAAAGCAAUUUUUGAUGUGGAAGGGAGGUCUCAAGAGCGCGGCAAUGUCGACGUUUAUCGACUUUUUCGACAGACUUCCAAUUCGACACGUCACUCUACUUGUGUAAUAGCUAAUCUCGAAAAAAGCAAUAUUUGCAGGCGACGCGAACGUGCUAAAAAUCAUCCGAUCGGUGGCGUCGAACGACGGACUCAACUGCAUCGUUUUCUCGUUUUCGCGCAAAGAAUGCGAAUCGUAUGCCGUCAGUUUGAAAGAUUUGGAUUUCAAUACCGGUAGGCUUGGAUUUUUGGCUGAAAAAUCUGAAGCUUCUCUAAUUUUUGCAAUGAAAUUACAACAUUUUUUGCAGACAAGGAAAAAGGAAUGGUGAAGACGGUCUACGAGAGUGCCAUUUCGCAACUGUCGACAGAAGAUCAGCAAUUGCCGCAGAUUGUCAAUGUGAGCAAUUUUUUUCAGAUAUUGGGCACUCCAUUUGUAUAUUUAUCAAGCAUUUACUUGCAAAUUUCGCAAAUUUUCCUCAAUUUGAAGACAAAAAAUCUGAGAAAUUCUUCUUCAGAUUCUGCCCCUUCUGCGCCGCGGAAUCGGCGUCCACCACUCGGGACUGAUGCCGAUUCUGAAGGAGACGAUCGAGAUUCUGUUCGGAGAGGGCCUCGUCAAAGUGCUAUUCGCGACGGAGACCUUUUCGAUGGGACUCAACAUGCCCGCGCGCACCGUCGUUUUUACGUCGGCCCGCAAAUUCGACGGAACCGACAACCGCUACAUCACGUCGGGAGAGUACAUUCAAAUGGCCGGACGGGCGGGAAGACGCGGAAAAGACGAUCGCGGCAUCGUCAUUCUCAUGGUCGACUCGGCGUUGUCGCCGGAAGACGCCAAACAGAUUAUCAACGUACAGUACUUGCAAACGGGCCGAUUUCAGGCGCGGGCUGAUAACUCGCUCCAAAAUUAAAGUCGUUCUACUCACAACUUUGAUUUUGAAGCGAGUUAUUAGCCGGCCUGAAAUCGGCCCAUUUGCAAGUAUGGCUGUUAUGAAAACAGAGAAAUCCUGAUUGGAAAUAUCGAAAUUUGAUGGGAAAAAUCGCAGAAAACGCCGACUUUGGAAGAAUGUGCGAAAAAUAAUUUUGCAGGGCGCGACGGAUCCGCUGAACUCGCAGUUCCGGCUCACCUACAACAUGGUUCUGAAUUUGAUGCGCGUCGAGGGAAUGGCCGUCUCGUGGAUCAUUCAGAACAGUUUCCAUCAAUUCCAGAGCUACGAUAAACUGCCCGAAAUUGAGAAAAGUACGUUUUAGAAGCUACCUGGGCAUAUUUAGACACAAAAAAUUGGAACAUAAAAUUGGUUUUCUCAUUCCAGAAUGCGAACAAGCGCUCAAAAAAGUGUCCUCGUUCAAUUUUACGUGGGAAAACGAGAUGCGAACGUACGUGGAGCUGAAAGAGCAACUCGAGGCGACCCAAAAAAAGAUUCUGACGAUUAUGCGCGAGCCGAAAAAUCUCGUCGGAUUUCUGCACGCCGGACGCCUUUUUAAAGUCAAAUCGGGCGAUCGUGACUUCCAUUGGGCAAUUCUGAAUCAGUUCAAGCGCGAAAUCAAUCCGGACGACAAGAACGAGCAUAUGUACGUGUGCGACAUGAUUGUGGCGGUCGAUCCGAACACCAAAAUGGACUAUAGCAAUCCGGCGACGCUCGAGCCAGGAUUCCAUCUAAAAAAGGUUGUUAAAGAAAAUGCGUAAAGCGUCAGAAAGAUUAAAGGACCAUUGAACGCUGCGAGUUCACUGUCCGAAUCCGAACUCUCAGAAAUGCCUAUGAACGGAACAGCGUGGCCUAGAAAACUCCUAGGCCAUGGCAUCUUUUCCAAAUUGCUUACAAUCCUCGGACGUUGUCAAAGUGCAAAGGAAGAGCUUUCACGUCUGAGAGUUUUCUAGGCCACAGCCACAACUUCUAGGCAUUUCUGACGAGAGUUGGGACUCGGACACUGAAUGUGGCAAUAAGAGGAGAUUCAGAGGGUCUCCUGGUCCUUUAACGGAAAAAUUUUUGCAGCGUCGAUGGCUGCGUGUUCCGAUGUCUACGGACCGAAUCACGGCGAUCGCGGCGGUCCGUCUGAAGAUUCCGUCGGAAAUCGACAAGCCGGACCAACAUUUGCGCCUCGACAACACUGUCACCUCGGCGUUCGCCCGAAUCAACAACAACGUGCCUCUCUUGGAUCCGAUCACCGAUAUGGGCGUGAGUUUCAUUUAUUCUGUUAUUGAUUUAAAAGUUUUCACAUUUUCCCCAUGACAUCAUCGCCCGAAUGUUGCAGAUCAAAACGGCGGAAAUGCGUGAAUUGGUGGAACGCGAGGCGAAUCUGAAGAGCCGCAUUUCGGAGCAUUCGAUGAACCGACGCGAGAAUUUCGACGAGCUGAAACAGCAAUUCGAGCUCAAAUUGGAGGCGAUCAAAGUAUUUGAGGCGCUGAAAGCGGAGAAGCAGAAAAUGAGAUCCACAUUGCAUUUGGAGGAGCUCGACAGCCGAAAACGCGUGCUCCGACGGCUCGGAUACUUGAGGAGCGACGAUUCGCUCGAGCUCAAGGUGCGAGCGAUUGUUUUAGGGAAAAUAUCGACGUUUUUCCAGUUUUUACACAAUUCUUCAACAAAAACCGCCCCCAUUUUUGCAGGGCCGCGUCGCGUGCGAACUGUCCGCGUCGGACGAGCUGAUUCUGACGGAGAUGCUACUGAAAGGAUUGUUCAACUCGCUGGACGUGGCACAAACCGGCGCUCUCCUCUCCUGUUUCGUAUUCCAGGACAACUGCUCGGCGCCGAAACUCGCCGCCGAGCUCCAGAAGUGUCUCAGCGAUCUUCAUGUACGUUUCUUUAGUUUUUUUUCCAGGAAUAAAGACUAUUAAGUCUAGAAACUUUAAAGAUAAAUGUCAUUUUUUGUGCAGGAACAAGCGCGCCACGUGGCAAAAGUGUCGAACGAGUGCCGAAUCGAGGUGAUCGAGGACAAGUACGUGAGCAGCUUCAAUCCGGGACUCAUGGACGUCGUGUUCCAGUGGAUCAACGGUGCCUCGUUCAGCGAAAUCGUCAAAACGACCGACGUCUUCGAAGGUUUGUCUGAAAUAUAUCCACAUUUUCUCUCUAUUUUUCCAUUCUUAAUCCAUUAUUUUCCAGGCUCGAUCAUCCGCUGCUUACGUCGUCUGGAAGAGGUGCUCCGCGAGAUGAUCAACGCGGCGAAAGCGUGCUCGAACAAGGAAUUGGAGCUGAAAUUCGAGGAGGCUCGCAAAAAUCUUAAAAGGGACAUUGUCUUCGCCGCCUCGCUUUACCUCUAA